AUGACUAGAGGAUAUUCAUUAGAACAAGAUUUAGGAUUAAUAAUAAAUAAUCCAAAAUAUAGCGAUUUAGAAAUUUUAUGUGAAGAUGAAAAGAAAUUAUAUGCUUGUAGAGCAAUCUUAGCAGCAAGGUCCGAAGUAUUUGAUAGAUUACUUUAUAAUGGAAUGAAGGAAAGUUAUGAAAACAAAAUUUCUUUUCCGACGAUUAGUUCUGCUGGAAUGGAAAUAAUAUUGGAAUAUAUUUAUACUGGUUCAAUCAAAAAUUAUUUAUUAACAAAAGAUAAUAUAAUUGAAUCAUAUUAUGCAGCAGAUUAUUUUCAUUUAUCAGACCUUCAGUAUUUUAUAAUGAAAACCAUUAAGAAUAUUUCUAAAAAAAAUUAUAAAGAAAACUAUUCACCAGAAUUAUUAUCUAAAGUUGUGGAAAUUAUGCCUUUAUCAGAAGAUAAUAUUCUUCUUAACUUAUUGGUUGAAACUGUUGCAACUAUUCCAUUAAAUACUAUUGAAUUUGACCGUUUAUCUAUUACAGCAUUACAAUAUCUUUUAUCGUGUACAUAUGAAAAAGAAAUGACGUUUGCUACUUCAGAAUAUGAAGUUUUUCGUUAUAGUGCUAUUCUUGCAGCAAAGCGAGUUUCUGGAAUUAUUCCAGCCAAAGUGAUUUUAAGUGUUUAUCGACUUAAAGCAUUGUCGGAUAAUUUAGAAUUAAGUGAUGUUCGAGGAAGAUCGAUUUAUAAAUUUAACUAUGUUUGGGAUGAGUCAGCAUGUGGUUCAAAUCUUAUUAUUGAGGAUAAUGGACAAAUUGUACAAGCAGCAAAUAAUUGUGAUGUACAUCAAAAUGUUGGAGCUAAAAUAGCAUUAGAAAAUAAAGGUAUUUUUGAAUGGGAUAUUAUUAUUGAGAAAACUUGUGAUUAUGCUUGGAUUGGAGUAUGUGCAUCAGAAAAUUUUAGUUAUGAAACCUUUGCAGGAGCUCAACUUACUGGAUGGGUAUUGGGUUCUGGUGGUUAUUUUUGUAAUCCUAAAAACAGUGUAUAUUAUUGUCCUUCAUUUCACAAAGAUGGUACAAGAAUUACAGUUCAUUUAGAUAUGAAUAAAAGAACUUGUGCUUUUACGAUCAAUGGUACAAAGUGUCGAGAGGUAUCAGAAUGGAAGAAUCUUGCUUCAAAUCUUUAUCCGGUAGUAUCAUUAAAAUAUCCUGGUCGCUUUCGAAUUCAACCUCAUCGAAAAAAUUAG
Messenger RNA from Rhizophagus irregularis DAOM 181602=DAOM 197198, 1224 nucleotides. NCBI's taxonomy places the organism in Eukaryota, Fungi, Glomeromycota, Glomeromycetes, Glomerales, Glomeraceae. The record is from RefSeq and is a predicted model, not a curated record.